Molecule: messenger RNA, 2511 nt
Organism: Cydia pomonella (codling moth)
Lineage: Eukaryota; Metazoa; Arthropoda; Insecta; Lepidoptera; Tortricidae
Product: myrosinase 1-like
Exons: 11
Coding region: 946-2511 (521 amino acids)
Biological process (GO): carbohydrate metabolic process
Molecular function (GO): beta-glucosidase activity
Source: RefSeq, a predicted model, not a curated record
AUAUCAUAACGUGACGAACGCGUUUGCGUUAAGUCUCUUUUUGUAUAGGAUUUUGAGUUUCCAAAACGUCCCGCUUGGCGCGCUCUUUCUAAAUCCAAUACAAAAUGAGACUAAACGCAAACGCGUACGUCACGUUUCGAAAUCGAAUUUAUUUACACUAGGGGUACUGAUCGCUCACGUAAAUUCAGUCGAUGAUUGCUCCACAUGUUUUGCUUCAGUGUGUGCGAGUGACCCGGUUUAAUAUAUUUUUCAUCACACAUACUCGAAAAAGAUCGUAUUUCAUGCAGGUAUACUAAAGAACAAAGGCCUAUAUUGUUCCCGCGGGAGUUAUAGCUUUUUUAAAUUCUGUCACUAAUUUCAUGUAGGUUUACUGACAUUUCUAAUUUAAUAUUUGUUUAUAUAAAAAUAUUAUCAUUUUUCCUUUUUUUUCGGUAAACAAACAAAAAAAAAAUUCAUAAUUUUUGUUCGGUAAACUUCGGAGAGAAGGGGGGAGGGUAUGGUAUUUUUUCAGAUUUUCCUCCAUAAAUCUUUUUUUUUUCACUCCAAAAAAAAAGAAAAAAUCUUUUGGAAUGUACAAUUUGAGCUCUUUUAAAUUGUACCCCACUUGACCUAGUCACUAUCUUUAAAACUUUACUUUGAAAUUUUGCCCCUUCUUCAUAUUGGCCAUUUUCCAUAGUUGAUAAAAAAAAAUACUUUCAUUGUGUUUGGUUUAGCGUUGUUCAUAACUAUUCCAAAUUUCAAAUCGAUAGCUUAAGUGGUUCUCAAGAUAUUUAGUGUUGUGACAGACGCACGGACGGACGGACAGAGUCGCACCAUAAUGGUUCCUUUUGUACGUUUUUGGUACGGAACCCUAAAAACAUACAACAGAAUUGACAACCUCCGCCUUUUGAAAUCUUGUCGUAAAAAAAGUCAUUAUAUCGUAAUAACGUUUCAGUCGCUCGCAAGAUGUGUCUUCCAGCAGUUGUGGUAGUCCUAGUCGUAGCAAGCGAGCGCGUGGCUAGCCAGCGCUUCCCUCCAGGGUUCCGGUUCGGGGCCGCCACAUCGGCCUACCAAAUCGAAGGCGGCUGGAACGUAAGCGACAAAGGUGAGAGCAUCUGGGACCGCAUGGUCCACUCUCGCCCGGACUUCAUAUACGACCGCAGCAACGCCGAUGUGGCAUGCGACUCCUACCACCUGUGGGAGGAAGACCUGCGACUGGUGCAGGAGAUGGGAUUGGACUUCUACAGGUUCUCUAUAUCGUGGCCUCGGCUGCUGCCGCACGGCUUCAGCAAUAAGAUCAGUGAAGAUGGCCGCCGGUACUACAGCGCGGUCGUUGACGGGCUGCGGGCGCGCGGCGUCGCGCCUGUAGUCACGCUCUACCACUGGGACUUGCCCCAGAGACUACAGGAUCUUGGAGGCUGGACGAACCCCCUCAUAGUGGAGUGGUUCGCGGACUACGCUCGUGUGGCGUUCACCCUCUUCGCCGACCGAGUGCGCACCUGGAUCACCAUCAACGAGCCGGGCUCCGUCUGCGACGGCGGCUACAGGGGGCUCCUGGCGCCGGGACUCAGGGACCGCGAGGUCGGCGCGCUGCUGUGCGCGAAGCACGUGCUGCUGGCUCACGCCGCCGCGUAUAGGGUGUACCAAGACGAGUUUAAGUCGAAAUAUGGUGGUGAACUAUCGAUCGCGAACCAGGAGAGUUGGUUCGAACCGAAAACUGACCAAGACUUGGAUACUACUUUGCUGGCGAGAGAAUAUUUAUUCGGGCGUUACUCGCACCCCAUCUUCUCCGCCGCCGGGGGCUGGCCGCCCGCUCUGGAGAGGUACAUGGCAGACAAGAGCAAGAAGGAGGGGUACCCUCGCUCCAGGCUCCCGGCGUUCACCCAACAUGAGAUACAACUCUUGAAAGGAUCGUUUGACUUCUACGGCCUGAACCACUACACGUCGCGCGUGGUGCGCGGCGCGGCGCCCGGCGAGCGCCCGGCCCGCGCGUCGCGCGGCGCCGAGGAGGUGCGCGCGGCGCUGGAGACCAGGGCCCGCUGGGGCACUGCCGCGUCUUCCUGGCUGAAGGUGAACCCAGAAGGCCUCCGCCACCUCCUGAAGCUGAUCAAGCAGCAGUAUGGAGACGUGAAGAUCCUGAUCACAGAGAACGGGUACUCAGACACCGGCCACCAGCUCGACGACCGCGACAGGGUCAACUAUUACAAGGAGUAUUUAGAACAGGUUCUGCUGGCCAUCACCGAGGACGCGGUGCGAGUGGUCGGCUACACCGCCUGGUCGCUGCUCGACAACUUCGAGUGGGCGGACGGAUACUCGUCGCGCUUCGGGCUGUACUCCGUGGACUUCUCGUCGCCGCGCCGGCCCCGCGCCGCGCGCGCGUCCGCGCGGUACUACGCCGGCGUGCUGCGCGCGCGCGGCCGGGGCGGGGGCGGGGGCGGGGGCGGGGGCGGGGCACGCAACGCCACGGAGACACGUGUGCAGAGCCCACUGCAACAUACACGUUACAUAACCUCGGGCCAUAUUUAUGAAUAA